Molecule: messenger RNA, 1482 nt
Organism: Lodderomyces orthopsilosis Co 90-125
Lineage: Eukaryota; Fungi; Ascomycota; Pichiomycetes; Serinales; Debaryomycetaceae
Product: sterol esterase
Exons: 1
Coding region: 1-1482 (493 amino acids)
Biological process (GO): lipid metabolic process
Source: RefSeq, a predicted model, not a curated record
AUGAAGAGUGAAGGCAUCCCGAGUCGUACUCAGGAGACUAAAUACAAUUGGUUUCAGAAGUACACAAUUAUAUUUAUUAGUUCCUUGUGCUCAGUAGUUUACUCAACCAUCUUAUGUACUGGUGCAAUAAUCCAUAGUUGGUAUCAAGGGCUUGAAGGGGAAAAUAAGUUGAAGCCUCCAGAUGUUGAGGUAAGAAGCCAUGGGUAUGUACCGAGAGUAGCAUUUGAAAACAUAAAGUCUCUCAAGGCAACUAGUGAUUUACAGUACUACCUUCAAGCAUUAGAUUUAGAUUUGGAAGAGUACGACGUUACCACGCCAGAUGGGUAUAUUCUAAUCUUACAUCACAUAAUCGAUCCUAAAGAAACCAAAAAACAAAGGGAUUUGAGGAAACCAGUCUUCCUCCAGCAUGGGCUAUUGUCCUGUUCAGGUACGUUUAUCGCAAGUGGGCGCAAUUCAUUGGCAUAUUACUUCCACGAGCAAGGGAAAGAUGUGUGGAUGGGAAACAACCGUUCAUGGUUUAAGGCAAGGCAUGCCACCAUUAAAGGCAACUUGUACAAUAGUGAAUUAUAUUGGAAAUGGGGAAUGAAGGAAUUAGCUUAUCAGGAUUUGCCUGCUAUGAUUGAAACUGUAAUGAGCAUGAAGCCAAAACAUGACAAACUCACAUUAUUCGGACAUCUGCAAGGCGGUCUUCAAAGCUUUCUCAUGUUGCUGAAUCCCGAAUUUUCCUUCAUUCAUGAAAAGAUUGAUUUAUUUGUGCCAUUGGCGCCAGCGAUAUAUCCUGGUCAAUUGUUCUACACAAGAUCAUUCAUCAAAAUUCUCGUCAAAUUGCCUAAGUCUGCGUGGACGACUAUAUUUGGAUUCUGCGCCAUGCUUCGAAAUUUGUGUCUCAUUCGUGAUUACAUCGCUCAAACAUGGUUGUUUGGUAAGCUAUCUUACUAUAUGUUUAAAUUUUUAUUUGGCUGGACUGGACGCAAUUGGGGUAGUGACGUAUUUGUGUGGCAUAUUCUCUUCAUCUUCAACAUGAGCUAUGUAUCGGUGGAAUUGAUGCAGUACUACUUGGCGAAUUUUGCAUCUGGUGGUUUCGUGGAAAUGUUGCAACCAAAGGAAUCGUAUUUCAAUAAUGAUCACUAUUCCGCAGAUACAUACAAGUCGAAUGAUGCAGAUAUGACCUUUCCUUACCAUAUCUCGUGGUUCAAGGAAACUUGCAAAGUGCCAAUACUUGUGUUUAUAGGUGACGAUGACUAUCUCGUUGAUGGAAAGCGAUUAAUCUCGCACAUGCAACACUAUGAACCAGGUUAUACGGAGGGCCAAACUUUUAAGCACUUCAACAUCCCCACGUAUAAUCACCUAGACAUUUGUUGGGCCGAAGAUGUUAUUGGAACUAUCGGUUAUUUCGUGUGCAAAGAAUGGGAGCAGUUGGAAAGAAAUAGAAACGGAGAAGGCGGCGAAAAAGUGGCAAGUAGUGAAAUCAUCAAUGAGUAG